Marchantia polymorpha subsp. ruderalis is the source of this 2037-nucleotide messenger RNA. The record is from the annotation of a GenBank genome assembly. NCBI's taxonomy places the organism in Eukaryota, Viridiplantae, Streptophyta, Marchantiopsida, Marchantiales, Marchantiaceae.
ACGACCUCUGCACGACAAGUGCUGAAUGUCGAAAUGUCGAUCGGGCGCUGCUCGUGGCUCCGCUCAUAAAGUGCGGAAGCAUUUCGUACCGCCAGCUUGAAUCUGGCGACAUUCGUUCAGCGGAGCGUUGCAAUGCCCCUCCUCGCUGCAGCAGUGGUCGGACCCUGCCAUUGCCCAAGCAUCGUGGCAAGCGCAGGAAAGGGCCGGAAAUUUUGCAGCAAUUUUCCUUCAGCGAACAGUUUGCACUUCUCCGAUGUGAGAAACUUGUCGAGGGAUCCCAUCGGCCUGACUACGAAGUUGAAUUUGCCUUCGAGAAGGCAUCGUCGUGUGUUAGUAGUCACACCAGUGGCCAAGAUAGCAGAAGGAAGUGUGCCUGCCUCUGUGAGUAGCUCGAAUUAUCCCGAGGAGACGGGAGUGAUUAUCGUAGGAGCUGGUCUUGCAGGUCUUGCAGCUGCCAAACAUUUGGCCAAAGAAGGACAAUCGUUUGUUUUGUUGGAGGCCUCGGAUGGUGUCGGGGGACGAGUGAGGACGGAUGAAUUUGAGGGAUUUUUGCUGGACAGAGGUUUCCAAAUUCAUAUCACUGCGUACCCUGAGGCACAGAGAGUUUUGGCUUACGAUGGCCUGGAUUUGAGGAAUUUCUAUGCUGGAGCGAUGGUGUGGUUCAAUGGGCAAUUCCAUCGGGUUGCCGAUCCAUUCCGCCAUUUCACUGACGGUCUCGGAUCAUUGGUGAAUCCAAUUGGAUCUGUUUUGGAUAAGGUGUUAGUAGGAAUUGUGAGGUUUCGAGCAGCGAUCAAGGGCGUGGAUGAGAUAUUAGCCACAGAAGAAACGACGAUCGAAGAGAGGCUGUCGAAAGAAGGGUUUAGCGAGGCGAUGGUGGACAGGUUCUUCCGACCUUUUUUCGGAGGAAUCUUUUUUGACAGGGAGCUACAAACUACGUCGAGAUUGUUCGAGUUCGUAUUCAAAUGCUUAGCUCUAGGGUCCAAUGCUCUCCCAGCAACAGGCAUUGGUGCAAUUCCGAAGCAACUCGCUGCCAGCCUGCCGCCUCGGUCAGUGUUCCUCAACUCGAAGGUCACAGGACUAAUAGAAGGCAGCGGUGUAAUUUCUGGAGUCAAGCUGGAAAACGGAGAGCAGAUCAAAGCCAAACAUGGAGUGAUUGUAGCGGUCGAGGGCCCGGAAGCUGCUCGAUUGAUGAAAGACAAACUCCCAGAAACUCCUUCUGUGACGAAGACUCCGAGGAGCACUGUCUGCUUGUACUUCAAAUCAGACCAAGCACCUUUCACGAGCGAACCUGUCCUGCUCCUCAACGGGACCAAGAAGGGCAUCGUGAACAACAUGUUCUUCCCUUCCAAUGUUGUUCCUUCCUAUGCACCGCCCGGGAAAACCCUCGUGUCGGUGUCUCUGAUAGGCACCCACGAGGGAACUUCCGACUUGGACUUGGAAGCCACCGUCCGAAACGAGCUUUCAGAAUGGUUUGGCAAGAAAUUUGUGGACAGUUGGAAGCAUUUGAGAACUUACAGGAUUCCAUUCGCACAACCAGAUCAGUCUCCUCCGACCGAGCUACGGAAGAACCCUAGACUCGCCGAAGGUUUAUACGUUUGUGGUGACCAUAGAAAUUCUUCGACGUUCGAUGGCGCAUUAGUGUCAGGUCGCGUUGCAGUUCAGACACUUUUGAGAGAUAGGAAGCUGGCGAAGACUGCUUAAUUUGAGUGUCGAUUGGAACAUAAGGGCAAGCUGCUGUAACUUACUGUACGUAGAGUGUAAAAUUGCAUUUUUUCUGGUAUUCGUAUCUAAAAAUUCAAGUGACAUAUUUUGACCGCCCAAGAGUGUUGUAUAAUUCGAAUGUAGCUAUCGGCAAUAUUUUGUAGUGUUUGUGGGUAUAGUGCACAUCUACACUCAGCUGCGCGGCUGUAUGAAGUGGAAGGAAGUGAUUCAUUUUCAGGAUAGCGACGUUGUAAGGGUAUUAACUAUAUAGUUUUGCUGAAAUUGGACAUCAAUGACAUCUUAACUAAUUGAAAAAGGCUCGCAAUAUUAUGCCAC